UUAGGGUUUUAAAUAAACAGGAGGGUGAAGACUCUAUAGAUUCCAAGCGAAUACUUUACCUUUUCUCGGAUGGCAAUUUUGAAGAGACUUCUCAGAAUUACUGCUCCUUCAUGGCGAAAGAUCGCCUCUCCCAAAGCCCUAACCCCUUCAGCUGCGCCCUCACGUCAUCUCCUUCCUCCUCUCUACCACCGUUUCCCUCGGAGAUCAAAUUUUACUUUCGGAUCAGAUGUCCAGAAGCUAAGGUUGGUGGCUUCUGUUUCAGGUUCAUACUCUAUACUUCCUGCUCUCUUAGCUGGUUUGCUUGGAGCAGGAAUGAUAGAGACGGCGUAUGCUGAUGCUGAUGAGGUCUCCUCCAAACCUCCUCUUCCAUCAGAACCUCCUGCAAGUCAUGUCAACCUUGAGGAAACUGCCAAGAAAGAGAGGCAGCGAAUUGAACAGAGGCUUAAAGAUAAAGGAAUUAGAUAUGGUUCUUAUCCUCGGUUUACUGUUGCUGUCAAGGGCCAAAAGGUUACAAUCAAGUUCCAGAUUCCUCCUGGUUGUGAAGUUGCACAGUUGAUUGCAAACCUUGUUUCACAUCUUGGACUGAAGGUUGAAGAGCAUGGUGGUGGUUCAGAUGGGCUACUGCGUGCAUGGGACAGUUCAGUUGCCUGGCAGCUGACUCUUAAUCCACUGGUCAAACAGAAGGAAACUGGAGUAAACGAGGGGCAUUCAGUAUAUAGAAGUGGAGACGAAAGGGAUUUAUGCAUCCUCAUUUUCCGUUCACUAAUAAGCUCUGACAAAGCGGAAAUUGAGUUUAUAAAACAAGGAAGUUUGAAUCAGAAGGAGCUUGAUGCUUUGGUCUCUGCCUUAGAACUAGCUGGUGGAAGGUUUGCACAAAGUAGCACCUUGGUAAACAAACCGAGGGACGGUUCUGCACAGAUGCCUGCACAAAAAUCAAUCUCUAGCCUGGAGGCCAUGGGGGUAAGAAUUUAUGGGCUUGAUGAGCCACAUCAGUAUAAAUCAUACAGUGAGAUAUCAUGGGACAAUAUUGCUGGAUAUGAUCAACAAAAACAAGAAAUAGAAGAUACAAUUUUGUUGGCUCUAAAUAGCCCUCAAGUAUAUGAUGAUAUUGCACGUGGAACUCGCCAAAAAUUUGAGUCUAAUAGACCCAGAGCUGUGCUCUUUGAAGGACCUCCAGGUACAGGGAAGACAUCUUGUGCUCGUGUUAUUGCUAAUCAGGCGGGUGUCCCAUUGCUGUAUGUGCCACUAGAGAUUGUCGUGUCAAAGUACUAUGGUGAAAGUGAACGCUUACUGGGGCAAGUAUUCUCUCUUGCCAAUCAGCUCCCCGAUGGUGCUAUCAUAUUUUUAGAUGAGGUUGAUUCUUUUGCCACUGCUCGUGGUGGUGAAAUUCAUGAAGCUACACGUCGAAUUUUGUCGGUGCUAUUGCGACAGAUUGAUGGAUUCGAACAGGACAAGAAAGUGGUUGUCAUUGCUGCCACAAAUAGAAAGCAAGAUCUUGAUCCUGCAUUGAUUAGUCGUUUUGAUUCAAUGAUUGUCUUCGGUCUUCCUGAUGAGCACAAUCGGCAGGCAAUAGCAGCUCAGUAUGCCAAACACCUUACAGAAGCAGAGUUAGCUGAACUUGCUCGAGUCACCGAUGAUAUGUCUGGUAGGGACAUCCGGGAUGCAUGCCAACAAGCAGAGCGGUCAUGGGCAUCAAAGCUAAUUCGAGGACAAGCAAAGAAUGACAAAAAACCACCACCCCUCCCACCCUUGGAGGAAUACAUUAAAAGUGCCAUGAACCGAAGAAAGGCUCUAUGCAGCACGGCAGAGCAGAGAAACCAAGACCAUAGCCGUGGUAAGCAGAAACCUCAGUUAGAUUUGUUAUCUUCGCGAUCAACAGCAGCAGUGUAGGUGAUUAUGUAGAGACAAUUAUGGUAAUUAUCUGCCAUUCAUAGAUUUAUCAUUUAAUAUAAUU
Hibiscus syriacus is the source of this 1954-nucleotide messenger RNA. RefSeq names its product cell division control protein 48-like. Gene Ontology annotation, biological process: proteasome-mediated ubiquitin-dependent protein catabolic process. The transcript has 14 exons. Gene Ontology annotation, cellular component: proteasome regulatory particle, base subcomplex. Lineage: Eukaryota; Viridiplantae; Streptophyta; Magnoliopsida; Malvales; Malvaceae. Gene Ontology annotation, molecular function: ATP binding; proteasome-activating activity; ATP hydrolysis activity. The record is from RefSeq and is a predicted model, not a curated record. The coding region runs from base 70 to 1890 and encodes 606 amino acids.